Molecule: messenger RNA, 561 nt
Organism: Exophiala bonariae
Lineage: Eukaryota; Fungi; Ascomycota; Eurotiomycetes; Chaetothyriales; Herpotrichiellaceae
Exons: 2
Coding region: 1-561 (186 amino acids)
Source: RefSeq, a predicted model, not a curated record
AUGUCGCAACCAACCCCAAACUCUCCCUCGGUGGUGAUGAACUCGGCGGGCAAUAGACAGCAGGUGCCACUACGAGACUACCUCAACGCUCGCAUUGCUCCAUUCCUGAAAAAAGCCAUUACAGAAAGUCUGGGAGUCGAAGCUGAAUUCCCUCUCCAAUGGCUGGGCGAGUGCCUUAUCCACCACUCGAUUCUCUACGAAGGAAAUCCUGACCGUACAAACAUUCGCGAAAAGUUCGUCCACAAAUUUGAAGAUCCAAAGCCCGAAGAGCAAUAUAUCCCCACGGAGAAUGCUACAUCGCCUGCCCCAGCCCCAUCCACCUUACCCGAACCAAGUACUGCAGAUGUACCGAACUCGCCAAAUGCACCGGCAGAGAAAGAGAUCACGAUGGACGAAGCAGCUUCUACAGUACAACAAUCCGCCCAACCAUCCUCAGAAUCAACACUCGUGCCCGAUAGCGCGCAGCCACCGCCUGUGGUUAACGGUGUGAAAGAGGAUGGAGCGACUGCUGUAAACAGCCCUGGAAAAGACGGCGACACUGAGAUGGGUGGUGUGUCGUGA